AUGCUGCUGCUAUUACUACUGUUGCUUCAUUUGCCAUUUGGGAUAGUGAGGGAAGUGAGUUCAGAUAUCACAGAUCUACGAAUGUAUCCACAUAAUUAUUACAGACCAGGAGAUUACCUCAUUGCUGGAGUUAUACCGACGAGGACAGCUUUGCACUCAACACAUGCUUUCACACGUGACCCUGUCCAUGACUUCUUCCCGUUAUCGGAGAGGAACUACCAGCAUGCCGUGGCCAUCUUGUUGGCCAUUAAUGAGAUCAAUCAAAACCCGCAGCUCUUACCCAAUAUUACCCUUGGCUACAACAUCUAUGAAAACUGUUUCAGCUUCAGGAUAGUCUAUGAAGCCACAAUAGACCUGCUGUCUUCUGCAUAUUGGAUGGUCCCUAAUUUCCAGUGCGGAAGACAAGAAGAGCUCUUGGCUGUUAUUCAAGGAGGGGACUUUGAAACCUUUUUUCAGAUGGCAACCAUGUUAACUAUUUACAAGAUCCCUCAGCUCACAUACAGCUUUGUCAACCAUAUUCUGGGCAAUAAAAAUCAGUUCCCCUCUUCCUACUGGAUGAGCCCAAAGGAAACUCCACAGUACAUGGGAAUAGUUAAGUUGCUCUUGCAUUUUAGAUGGACUUGGGUUGGUCUCAUUGCUCCGGAAAAUGACGGUGGAGAUCGGUUUGUGAGAACCAUGGAGGCAAUGGUCUUUGGCAGUGGUAUUUGCAUCGCCUUCACCCAAGGGAUUCCAUUAAUAUUUAAUGACAACUUCCGCACUUUACAUGAAAAGUUGUUAUAUUUUAUUGCACCCUUUACACAGAAGAAAGCCAACGUGCUUGUUUAUUAUGGGGAUUCUGACUCAAUGCUUCUGAUGCCUCUUGUGCUGUUCGAAAUUGAAGAAGAAAACUGUGCCUCCUCAGGGAAAGUUUGGAUCUCCACAGCUUUGUGGGGCUUCACCUUGAGCACAUCUUUUGGAUAUGGGGAUAUCAAAUUCUUCCAUGGUGCGUUGUCCUUCAUCAUCCAAACGAACAAGAAGUCCACAUUGAAGGACCUUUUCUUGAUUAAAGAUGAACAUUCCCUUGAAACUCUUUGGUCGGAAACAUUUGACUGUGACGAACCCAACUAUAGGUUGCGAAGGAAGACAUGGAAAAGAUGCAGGGGCAGAGGAGCACUGGAUGGCCUCCCCCAAGGUUGGCUGAACAAAGUUAUGUCUGCUGAGAGCUACAACAUUUAUAAUGCAGUUUACAUUGUGGCACAUGCCUUCCAUGUCAUGAUCACAGCCUUAUCUAGCUGCAUGUUGCCUACAGGAGUAGACAGAGUUGCCUAUCUGAAAACAAUACACCCAUGGAAGCUUCACUCUUUUCUGAGAAACAUCCAAUUUAAUAGUACUGCCAUGGACGAGGUGUAUUUUGACAAGGAUGGCGAGUUGAUGGCUGACUAUGAUAUUGUGAAUUUGGUCAUAUUUCCUAACAAGUCUGCUGUAAGAGUCAAAGUUGGGAAACUAGAGACCCAGGCUUCCUCUGGUCUACAGAUGACCAUUCAUGAGGAGGCCAUUGUGUGGCCCAAGUGGUUUAAUCAGACGAGGCCCUGCUCUGCCUGUACUGAAAGCUGUCAACCUGGAUACAGCAAGGUGGUUCCGGAAGGGCAGCCAAUUUGCUGCUAUGGUUGUGCCCCAUGCAUGGAUGGGACAAUUUCUACCCACACAGAUGCAGAUCAUUGUCUGGAGUGCCCUGAAGACCAAUACUCAAACAAUGGCAAAGAUCAAUGUAUCCCCAAGGUUAUAGUCUUCCUGUCUCAUGGAGAACCUCUGGGGAUCACCUUGGUCUUCUUUGCUCUCUUCUUGUGCCUAACCACAGGUUUUGUUUUAGGAACCUUCCUUAAGUACCAAGACACCCCAGUUGUCAAAGCCAACAACCGCAACCUCACCUACAUCCUCCUCGUCUCCCUCUUGCUUUCCUUUCUGUCCUGCUUCCUCUUCAUCGGCCAGCCUCGAAAGGUGACCUGCCUUCUCCGCCAAACUGCCUUCAGCAUCAUCUUCUCAGUCGCCGUUUCUUCGGUGCUGGCAAAAACGACCACCGUGGUGCUGGCAUUCAUGGCCACGAAGCCAGGCAACAGCAUCACGAAAUGGGUGGGGAAGAGUUUAGCAAACAUCAUCGUCCUUUUCGGUUCCAUGAUUCAGUUUGGCAUCUGCAGCAUCUGGUUAGGAAUCGCUCCUCCCUUCCCAGAAUUUGACAUGGAUUCCCAGAUUGGACAGAUCGUAUUGCAGUGCAAUGAAGGCUCUGUCACCAUGUUUUACUGUGCCCUUGGCUACAUGGGCUUUCUGGCUGCCGUUUCUUUUAUGGUGGCUUUCCUAGCCAGGAAGCUGCCCGGGGCAUUCAAUGAAGCCAAAUUGAUCACCUUCAGCAUGCUGGUCUUUUGCAGUGUUUGGGUGUCCUUCGUGCCAACCUACCUGAGCACCAAAGGGAAAUACGUGGUAGCUGUGCAGGUCUUCUCUAUCGUGGCUUCCAGUGCUGGGUUACUGGGUUGCACCUUCCUUCCCAAAUGCUACAUAAUUGUAUUGAGGCCACAUCUGAAUACGAAGGAGCACCUCAUGAUGAAAAGGAAAAAAUAG
This is a messenger RNA of Elgaria multicarinata webbii, 2592 nucleotides long. RefSeq names its product vomeronasal type-2 receptor 26-like. Gene Ontology annotation, molecular function: G protein-coupled receptor activity. Gene Ontology annotation, biological process: G protein-coupled receptor signaling pathway. Gene Ontology annotation, cellular component: plasma membrane. The transcript has 6 exons. Lineage: Eukaryota; Metazoa; Chordata; Lepidosauria; Squamata; Anguidae. Bases 1 to 2592 code for a protein of 863 amino acids. The record is from RefSeq and is a predicted model, not a curated record.